Molecule: messenger RNA, 1396 nt
Organism: Durio zibethinus
Lineage: Eukaryota; Viridiplantae; Streptophyta; Magnoliopsida; Malvales; Malvaceae
Source: RefSeq, a predicted model, not a curated record
UCAAACACACUUUAACUUGACGUUCUUUCAAUGAAAAUCUCUAGUUUUCUCUUCUUCCUCUUUCUCUCCCUCUCUCUUUUCCUCUCUGCCACCCCCCAUGGAGGCAAUGGUGCUGAUAGCAUGGCAGGUGACAGCAAUAAGCCUCAUAACCUACGUUCCAAAUCAUUGGUUCUGGUCAAGUUGUGGUGCUUGAUUCUUGUGUUUGUAGGGACCUUCAUUGGUGGGGUGUCACCUUAUUUCCUUAAGUGGAACCAGGGUUUCUUGGUGAUGGGAACGCAGUUUGCUGGUGGGGUUUUCCUGGGGACUGCUAUGAUGCAUUUCUUGAGUGAUGCGAAUGAAACUUUUGAGGAUUUGACGAGUAUAAAAUACCCUUUUGCUUUCAUGUUGGCUUGUGCUGGAUAUUUAUUGACCAUGGUGGCUGAUUGUGUGGUUUCCUACGUGUAUGGGAAGGGGAAGAGUUCAUGUAAUAAUGGUGAUUUGGAGCUUCAAGGUAAGAACAUGUCUUCAUUUACAGUUUCACUUUCUCAAUUCAUAAUUAUACUGUCUAAACUGCAGGGGCCGAUCAGAGAAAAAUCCUCAUCGCUCACAUCUGUGAGUUCUUUUGGGGAUAGUGUUCUGUUGAUCGUUGCCUUGUGCUUCCAUUCACUCUUUGAGGGCAUUGCAAUUGGGGUUGCAGAAACAGAAGCUGAUGCUUGGAAAGCAUUAUGGACAAUAUCCUUGCACAAGAUCUUUGCAGCAAUCGCAAUGGGGAUAGCACUCCUCCGAAUGAUCCCAGAUCGUCCCUUGUUAUCAUGCAUAUCCUACGCUUUUGCAUUCGCCAUUUCAAGUCCUGUUGGUGUGGCCGUUGGGAUCAUAAUUGAUGCCACAACUCAGGGUGUUGUGGCUGACUGGAUCUUUGCCAUAUCAAUGGGGGUAGCGAGCGGAGUGUUCAUCUAUGUAUCUAUAAACCAUCUGUUAUCCAAAGGUUACACAACCCAGAAGACAGUUUCAGUCGACACACCCCAUCACAAGUUUUUGGCUGUCUUGUUAGGUGUUGGAGUGAUUGAUGUUGUAAUGAUCUGGGACAGUUAAGUAAUAACUUCAACUUGGGUACCUUGGCAGUUUCAGAACCAAAUAGAUCGAGUCAGGUUGUCUCUUGUCCAUGUCAUAGUUGCUGGAGCACCAUGCUUUCAUUGUUAAGUGUCAUCACUUACAUUUUCCUGGUCCAUAGAAGAUAGAACUCAUUUUUCUCCAUAGAAAGAGUUUUAUCAUACAUAUUUUGGAUAAGCAUAGAUUUGGAAUCUAGUUUAGGAUGAUGGAUCAAAGCUUGGGAAUGUAAGGAUAAGUUGAGGAAUCUGCCAAAACUAGAUUCGAUGCUGACAAUGGAAUCUGACCAAUAUAGAUCGACUUACCAUCA